ACAAGCAGCGAACAGAGCGCACACUUCCUCGUGCCGCGGAUCUACUUGCGUCGUGUAUUUUGGACGCGAGCGCAGGCUGUCCACGUCGCCUCGUCUGCCGCCGCCGCCGCCGCAGCAGCAGCUGGCGGUGCCGCGAGGAAGGAGCCCACACGACCACAUGAAAGGUGGUGGUGGUGGUGUUGUUGUUGUGCGGACAUCGACUUGUUUUGCUUGAUCUGGAAUGGCUGCCUUGUGGGUCACAACGCUGCUGCCGCCGCCGCUGAGAGGAUUACAGCAGAAUACCGGAGCUGCGUCUGCCGCCGCGCUGGGUGGAAGGAAGAUUUAGAGCGACACACGGAUUUAUUUGCCAGCGGGACUUAAAUGUUAGCUCCGAGGGGAACUGCGAUGUUUGAGUCAUUGUUUCCUGCGAGAGGCUGAAGCGUGACACCGCUCGAGCAGGCUGCUGCUUAACCGUGUCAGGACCUGGUCCGAGGACGAGGACUAGACCGGCACACGGGGGGGCUGCGAGGUGCUGAAGAGAGGGAAAACAGGGGGGGCACCGAGAUCUACAGGCAUGCACUGAAAGCUGCCUCAGCGGAGAGUGUUUCCAGGUCAUAGUGGAGUGGGAGGAGACAGAGCUGCUCUUGUUUUUUUUUCCUGCCAAACACCCUCCUCUUCUUCCUCCUCCUCCUCAGUGCUAUAGCCUCCGUUUCCCCCCACACUGACAUCUGUUUGUUUAGCCUGGGGACUAUUUUUUUCUCAGUUAUACGCUCCGGCUUAAUUAACCAAUGAGAGCACGGUCGAGCGGAAAGGACUGAUUCUCUCCAGGUGAGGGGGGGUCACACACCCACACACACACACGCUAGCUGGACUUUUUUAUGUUUUGUUACCUUGACAGCAACCAGAGAUAUUGGCUGCCUGUCCCUUUUUCUUCCGCGGUGGUUCGGUAACCAAGCGAUGGCCAUGGUGAGUGGGGGCUGGGGAGAUCCCAAUGGGGGCACAAACGGGUUGGGGGACAAGAGCUACCUGAGGGGGGACGAGGAGGACGGCUCUCCCCAGGCGGGGGGCAGCGACAUGGAGGCCGGAGACGAUGACAAGGCCUGCGUUGUGGACUGCGUGGUGUGCGGGGACAAGUCCAGCGGGAAGCACUACGGCGUGUUCACGUGCGAGGGCUGCAAGAGCUUCUUCAAGAGGAGCGUCAGGCGUAACCUCAGCUACACCUGCAGGUCAAACAGAGAGUGUCAGAUUGACCAGCACCACAGGAACCAGUGCCAGUACUGUCGACUGAAGAAGUGUUUCCGCGUUGGCAUGCGCAAAGAAGCAGUUCAACGCGGUCGUAUCCCACCUCAGCCGAGCCUCAGCCCCUCCAUCACGCCCAUAGGUGGCGCCAGCGGCCUCGGUGGCGAGUUCUAUAACAACAACAACAAUGGAGGAAGUGGGGGAGGUCAGCCGGUGUCAGAGCUCAUUUCCCAGCUGCUGCGAGCCGAGCCGUACCCCAGCAGUCGUUUUGGACACCAGUACAACCAGCAGGCCGGUCCGGAUAACGCCAUGGGGAUCGAUAACAUCUGUGAACUGGCUGCCAGGCUACUCUUCAGCACUGUGGAGUGGGCCAGAAACAUCCCGUAUUUCCCUGAGCUGCCUGUGUCAGACCAGGUGGCCCUGCUGAGGCUGAGCUGGAGCGAGCUGUUCAUCCUCAACGCGGCCCAGUCGGCGCUGCCGCUCCACAUGGCUCCCCUGUUGGCCGCAGCCGGCUUCCACUCCUCGCCCAUGUCCGCGGAGCGCGUGGUGUCCUUCAUGGACCAGGUGAGGGUGUUCCAGGACCAGGUGGACAAGCUGACCAGACUGCAGGUGGACUCGGCGGAGUACAGCUGCCUGAAGGCCAUCGCGUUGUUCUCACCAGACGCCUGUGGUCUAACAGACCCAGUCCACGUGGAGUCUCUGCAGGAGAAGGCUCAGGUGGCUCUGACAGAGUACGAGAGGAUGCAGUACCCGAGUCAGCCCCAGCGCUUUGGCCGCCUGCUCCUGCGCCUCCCCGCCCUGCGCGCCGUUCCCGCCAGCCUCAUCUCGCAGCUCUUCUUCAUGCGCCUGGUAGGAAAGACACCCAUCGAGACGCUGAUCCGUGACAUGCAGCUCUCCGGAAGCUCAAUCAGCUGGCCGUAUGUCCCAGGACAGUAGCCCCCUGACGGACGAGGUCUCCGCCUGGUAUUAGUGACGACAAGGACCCACAGGAAACCUCUUGACUCAUCACUAUCCAUCUGCGUGGUUAUGAAACUGCAGUGCCAGCUGGCCGUCAUAUGUGCUGUACUGUAACCGCUCUAUUCCCCCUCAUGAAACGAGCCCUCUGUCUCUUCGCGGGCCUCCAGAGAAGAGAGGAGCCGGUGCCAGGAUGGAUCUGUCUUGUUGCCAGCCCGCUCGUUCUGGUGCCAGGUCUCAGGCCAGAGACCAGCGACUCAUGCUGGGCUCCGAUAUGGCCACCACAGCCAGUCAUGUCACCACCCACAUGCCAUAGUGACUAAAGACGCCGCAGUUUCAUGUAGAGGGCAGCAGCACCCUGCUACAAAUACAUCUAGAGGACAAAACUGUCCCGCCAAUGAAAGUCAGCAGAACAGUUUUUCCCACACUGGGCUCAUGUUCCAUGGUUCACCAUUUGUGAUACAGUGACCUUUUUAUCCACACAAGUGAUAAUGUUACAAGACUGAUAAUGGAUCUAAUUGAACAGUCUAAAGCAUCAGGAAGCUGUGAACUGAAUAUAAGACGCAGUACAGGCCUCGCUGUCAUACACAGCCAAGAAACUGAUCAAAUGCAACAGAAAGACAAACGAAACCAAGGAGAAAUCACCAAAGUCUAUCGUAUCAUCCUCAGAGAUGGUUUUUAAAUAAAAUCUUGAGUACGCAAAGCAGAGAGAGAAAGAGAUGAACGGACUCUCGUGACUGCCUGACCAUGCAUUUACAUUCAUCCAUAGGGCUCACUGAAGAAAAAGUUACACGAGAACGGACUAAUACCUCACGAGACAUCAGAAUGCUUUAGUCUGAUAUUUCCUAAACACAAACCUCUGUAAAUGUUGUUCACCAGAAACCGCCUUCUUUUUGACAACUGCCUUGUUAUUCAGUAUGAAUUUGGGACACCUAUGAAAUAUGAAACGAGUCAUCUGGGCAUCACAAACAUUCAUCUUAUAUCUUUUUAAAAGAGAUCCCCAAAGUGAUUUCCACUUGUGUUUUGAAUAUGAGUUUUGACUGACUGAAUCUGGUGAAUUCAGCUAUUAAGCAUUGUUGGGGUUUUUUUUUUGUUUGUUUUUUUUAUUGAGGAAAAGCAGGCUGAUGUCAACUCGGGUUCUAGCAAAACUAGCAAUUGAAGACGAGAAUUAGCUCAGCAAACACAGUGGCUGAUGAGCGUUUAUAACCGACACUACCAGUUAAAUGCCAGUUUACGUCGAUCAGUGCUGUUUUUGGGGGCGACGAUCCCUUGAAAAAUAUAUUGAAAUGUGUAUAUAUUGAAGCCAACUUUGUCUUUUUGCAUGUUCAGAUGUUGUUUUGACUCUCUGUUAAGUUGACUGUUUCCUUCUUUUACAUUAUGUAAUUCAAGGUUCAUUUAAACAUUGAAGUAUUGCUUUCACUGUUAGCUCCUAAAUGUUUUUUUUUUAUAUGUAUUUACAUGAAAAUACCUCUGUCAUCUGUUCUGAUGUCAAAAAAGAAGCUUACCUUCCUGUCAUUACGGCUGGUAUGACGUUCAUACUCUCAUCUCUCAGCAUCUGAGUGAGUCUCUGCUGUUGUGAAUGAUGCGAGACGAUACUUUAAUGGACGAAACUCUGUAGGGAAAACUGCACUUGGAGGAUAUUCAAUGCCAAAACAUCACACUAUCUGUGACGAGUGAAAAGAAGCCGGGAUUUACCUCACACAAGUAUUUCAGGAGGCGAGUUUACAAAAUCACAAGCGAUAUAUGUGGAAAAAAAAACAACGAAAUCAACUCUAAAUACAACAUAUUUCAGCAUUUAACAAUAAAAGGCAAGUAGAAGGAUGUAACUCUGCUUUUUGAUCUACCACCAGGCCUUUUGAAAGGUGUUUGGAUUUUCUUCUUUUAGGCACACAAUCAUGUCAUCGAUUUAAGAAAAAAGGAAAAAAAAAAAGAUAAAUAUACUAUUAAUGUUUUCUUAUCUUUGUGUUACUGAGUUUUUAAAUCUCAUGUGUAUGGCAAUGUUAUUAAAAGAAUCAAAAGAUGACAAUGUGUCUUUUGUUAUGUUUUUGUUUUUUCAAACUACUUGAAAAAGUGUUGUAAUUACAUCUGUAUGAAGAAUGCCAAAUAAACACUGCGACAUGUUC
This is a messenger RNA of Chelmon rostratus (copperband butterflyfish), 4295 nucleotides long. It is a transcript of the gene nr2f6a, whose product is annotated as nuclear receptor subfamily 2, group F, member 6a. The transcript is spliced from 6 exons. The coding region runs from base 937 to 2154 and encodes 405 amino acids. Gene Ontology annotation, molecular function: zinc ion binding; nuclear receptor activity; RNA polymerase II cis-regulatory region sequence-specific DNA binding. Gene Ontology annotation, biological process: negative regulation of transcription by RNA polymerase II; anatomical structure development; cell differentiation. The record is from RefSeq and is a predicted model, not a curated record. Lineage: Eukaryota; Metazoa; Chordata; Actinopteri; Chaetodontiformes; Chaetodontidae.